AUGGAUUGGGAGGAAGAGACAAGAGAUAAUAGUGAUAGCAGUGGUGUGGAAGAGACCAAGAAUGAUUCAGAGGGCACUCUAUCAGAAUUUGAGAAUAGUGAAGAGGAACCGAUGGAUGAUGAUGAUUUUAGCCAAUAUGUUGAUGUCGGAGUAUGUGAUACAUUAGAUGAAGUUAUUUGUAGUUCACAAUUGAUGAGAGUGCAACCAAAUGAAGAGGAGCAAAACAGCAUAGGUGAGGUGAGAGACCAAGACAUUUUAGCCAUGUUAUCUGAUUAUGAAUCUGAGGAGCUUGAUGAAGUUGCUAAUAAUGAAGAAGAGGAUGAAAGAGGGGCUUUAGUAAACAAUCGAACAUACAACCCAUCUGAGAUGUGUAAAAACUUUCAGUUUAAGUUAGGGAUGGAGUUUACUUCUAUUGGUCAGUUUAAAAAUGUUGUAAGAGAGUAUGCUUUGCUCAACGGAUAUGAAUUGAAAUUUAUAAAAAAUGAUAAGGUGAGGUGCCGAGUGAAAUGUGCACAAGAAGAAUGUAAAUGGUUAAUGUUUGUUAGUCAAGUAACAGGUGAAUUGACAUAUCGGUUGAAGACACUCCGUGCUAAACACACAUGUGGGGUAUCCAUAAAAGGGAAGAAUGCCAAUUACAAGUGGAUUUCAGAGAAAAUAGUGAACGUUAUGAAGACAAAUAAAAACAUGAAGUUGGCAGAUGUGAUUGCAUCAUUGAGGAAUCAUUAUAUGGUUGGUGUGUCUGUGUGGAAGGCAUACAUGGCAAGGAAAAGAGCAAAGGCAAUUAUUGAUGGAGAUUACAAGGAGCAAUAUCUUAAGUUAAGGGAUUAUUGCAAUGAAGUGAGAAAAUGUAACCCGGAGGCAACUUUUGCUUUAGUCACUGAUGAACCACAUAUGGAUCGCCCUCCGGUUUUCAAAAGAAUUUAUGAGUGCAUAGGAGCUGUGAAGCGAGGCUUUUUAGCAGGAUGUAGGCCAAUUAUUGGCUUAGACGGAUGUUUUUUGAAGGGUCCAUAUGGAGGAAUACUACUUGUGGCUGUGGGUCGAGAUGGCAAUGACCAAUAUUUUCCAUUAGCUUGGGUUGUGGUUGAGGGAGAGAAUAGAGACUCGUGGACGUGGUUUCUAAACAAUCUAUUUGAUGAUAUUGGUAGCAUGCAAGAAUGA
Messenger RNA from Neltuma alba, 1158 nucleotides. RefSeq lists its product as uncharacterized. The transcript has a single exon. The record is from RefSeq and is a predicted model, not a curated record. The coding region runs from base 1 to 1158 and encodes 385 amino acids. NCBI's taxonomy places the organism in Eukaryota, Viridiplantae, Streptophyta, Magnoliopsida, Fabales, Fabaceae.